This is a messenger RNA of Cyprinus carpio (common carp), 1839 nucleotides long. RefSeq lists its product as uncharacterized. Gene Ontology annotation, biological process: SCF-dependent proteasomal ubiquitin-dependent protein catabolic process; protein polyubiquitination. Lineage: Eukaryota; Metazoa; Chordata; Actinopteri; Cypriniformes; Cyprinidae. The record is from RefSeq and is a predicted model, not a curated record. Gene Ontology annotation, cellular component: SCF ubiquitin ligase complex. Gene Ontology annotation, molecular function: protein binding.
CCUUGGAUCAGUUCUUUGAAACUAAAUCCUGAUUAAACUAGCAGCAGGACUACAUCCACAGAGCUGUUCCCGGAUCAGCUAUAAACACACGCGGCUGUAGCGCGCACGUUGAUGACGUCAUUCGCCGAGAACAACAACAGCAGCCUCUUACAGGGAUCCUCAGCACAGCUUAGCUUGCUCUAAAGUGCUAACUAAUUCUCUCUAAUUAAAACGCUUUUUGAAUUAAGAGCUCAGUCAGACUAUCACAGUUGUUUGAGUUAUAUUAUUCAACUGAGCCAACUUUAGAACAGAAGAUAUUUCACAGCUAUCGCUAAAAGAUUCAGGCCGCGGUGACAAGCUAACGAGGCGCUACUAACUUACUGGCUUUGCAAGUUUGUAUAUUUUGGUUUUGAAAAAAAAUUAAACUCACGACCUAUUUCUUCCACCAGCCUCUCAGAGCAAAGUGUUACAGUGUGUUCGCCUGUAAUAUUAACUUGCCAUCCCAGAAAUAUGCUAGUAUGUUAAAGGUGCAGUCAAACGUCUCUCAGUGAGAGAGCAAGACAAAAGGAUGAUCUUAAAGAUUUAAUCAAGCACUGACAAAAUGCCUCAACGGAAGAGAGCCCUUGUUCCCGUUAACACAAGGAGAAGGGUUAAAGCUGAUGAAGAUUACUUCCCUUUCAACAACCUACCGUUGGAAUGUCAGCUCCAUGUGCUCUCAUUCCUCAGUGAGGUGGACAAAUGCAACUCUGCCCUUGUGUGUGUGAGCUGGAGCUGCUUAGUGCGCUCUGGGAAGCUCUGGAGAGUUGCAGACUAUUCCCGCCGUGGGGUGUUUCAUCUGGGCCAGGAGGGUCUUCUUGUUUCCAACAGAGAGUUUGAGCGCUGGAAGGCUUGGGUUCACCAUUACACCCAUCAUCUUCUAUCCCGUGGGGCUAGUUUGCUCACUCUCAAGGCCAGUUUUGAUCUAGGGGACCAGUGCAAUAAAUGGGGAGAGCUCCUGUUGCACCUUCUAGAGAACGUGCAUUGCCGGGAUCUCAGUUAUUUAGACUUGAACUGGACAUUUACCCUGCUCGAACCUCUUGACCUUCGUGUCCACACCAGUUCUAGUUCUCAUCAAGACAAUAUUACCAAGAUGGACCAGGUCAAUAACUUUCAGGUUCUCCUGGCCAGACUCGUCCACAGCUGUCCCAGGAUUGCCAAAAUGCGGCUGCACUUCGACUGGUCCGAAACAUCAGUUGCACUGAUCACUCAGUUUCAACACCUCCGUAUCUUAGAAUUGAAGUACUUUUGGGUAUUCAAAGGGGUCAGUCCGAACACUUUACAGACGCUGACGAAAUCGCUGCCUAAUCUAAAAUCCCUCACGCUCCAUGUUCUUGUUCCACUGCGAAAUCUAGGCAUCUCGUACACCCUUGAAUCCCUUUCGCUCGAGUUCCUAGAUGUGUCGCCCAGUCGAGGUCUGGUCUUCUCCUGCCUCAACCUCCCAGCGCUGCGAGAGCUGCGGGCGAAAAAGAUCGUUCGGGGCAUUACUCUGGACCGCCGGACUCGACUACGGAUACAGAGCCGAUGGCCCUGCUUGUAUCAGGUCUUACGGGAAGGGACACCCAAACUUCAGGCCCUUAACAAUGAAAGACUCCUUCCCAACUGGAAAGAGCAAAGUUACAGAGAGCUGACGUCUAUCCUCCAGCAGUCUUGCUACUGUCUUCAACAUUUAGACAGUUGGCUCUGGUGAAGUCGAGACUUAAACAAUUACAGGCCACACAUAACGGCCUAAAAGGACAUAGCCACAUCCUGAAGAAAAUUAUGUAGGAGAAUUAUAAAGACCAAAAUAUAAUCAGAUAACACACUUCUGCUGAUCCUCUAUAA